AACCAGGCUCAGAAAGUCCUAUGGAAGAUUCACCUUCAACAGAUCGGUUGCGUUUUGACAGGUUUGAUAUAUGUCGGUUGUUAAAACAUGGUGCAUCUCUUCUUGGAUCUGCUGGUGCAGAAUUUGAAGUCCAAGAUGAUAAAUCAGGUGAAAUUGAUCCUAAAGAGAGGAUAGCUCGACAGAGGAAACUGUUACAAAAGAAACUUGGCUUAGAUAUGGGUGCUGCCAUUGGGAUGAAUACUGAAGAUCUCUUCAAUGAUGAGGAUCUGGACUAUUCGCCUUCUUCAGUUUCACUAGUAAACAAACAACCUACUCUUCAAGCUGCUGAGUUAAUUGACUCAGAAUUUCGAGCUGGUAUGAGCAGUAGACAAAAGAAUAAAGCCAAAAGAAUGGCUAAGCUAUUUGCAAAGCAAAGAUCCAGGGAUGCAGUGGAAGCUAAUGAAAAGAGCAAUGAUAGCACUGAUGGGGAACCAGAAGAAAAGAGAAGAAAAGUUGCAAAUGUUGUCAUCAACCAGCCUGCCACAGACUCAAAAACAUUGGUCGAAAAUGCUCCAGAAGAGGCAAAUGAAUGGCCUCUGGAAAGCUUUUGUGAAGAGGUGUGCAAUGAUCUGUUUAACCCUUCUUGGGAGGUUCGACAUGGUGCAGGUACUGGACUGAGAGAGAUACUUAAAGCUCAUGGUAAAAGUGGUGGUAAAAUGGGAGAUAGCUCUUUAGAAGAGAUGAUUCAGCAGCAUCAGGAGUGGCUAGAAGACUUGGUUAUUAGACUUCUUUGUGUGUUUGCAUUAGACAGAUUUGGAGACUUUGUUUCAGAUGAAGUGGUAGCACCAGUACGUGAGACUUGUGCUCAGACUUUGGGAGUAGUAUUGAAACACAUGAAUGAGACUGGAGUUCAUAAAACUGUGGACGUUCUCCUGAAGCUGCUUACACAGGAACAGUGGGAAGUGAGACAUGGUGGUCUCCUAGGAAUAAAGUACGCUUUGGCAGUACGUCAGGACAUGAUCAACACUUUAUUGCCUAAAGUGUUGCCUGCAAUAGUUGAAGGUCUCCAAGAUCUGGAUGAUGACGUCCGAGCUGUUGCUGCAGCAUCUUUAGUACCAGUGGUGGAAAGCCUGGUCCAACUUCAGUCUCAGAAGGUACCCUUUAUUCUUAAUACCUUGUGGGAUGCACUUCUGGAGUUGGAUGACUUGACAGCUUCUACAAAUAGUAUCAUGAUCCUUCUUUCUUCUCUUCUGACUUAUCCUCAGGUCCGCAAAUGCAGUAUUCAGCAAUCACUCACAGUUUUGGUCCCACGUGUGUGGCCAUUCUUGCAUCAUACCAUAUCUUCUGUGCGAAAAGCAGCACUGGAAACAUUAUUCACACUGCUGUCUACCCAAGACCAGAGCUCUUCAGCAUGGCUGACUCCAAUUCUGCAAGACAUGUUGAGGCACAUAUUUCAGUUUUGUAUCUUAGAAAGCAACCAAGAAAUUCUGGAUCUUAUUCACAAGGUAUGGCUGGAACUGUUAAACAAAGCAUCUGUACAGUAUGUGGUUGCAGCUGCUUGUCCAUGGAUGGGAGCCUGGCUUUGCUUAAUGAUGCAACCAUCUCACUUGCCCAUUGACUUAAACAUGUUGCUAGAAGUGAAAACCAGAUCAAAAGAAAAAGCAGGUGCUAAACUGCGUCAAGGUCAAACCCAGAAUAAGGAAGUGAUUCAGGAAUAUAUUGCUGGGGCAGAAAGCGUUGCAGAAGAUCCAGCAACCAGGGAUUAUGUUGUCAUGCGAGCUCGGAUGAUGGCAGCAAAGUUGUUGGGAGCACUUUGUUGCUGCAUUUGUGACCCAGGUGUGAAUACUGUUACUCAAGAAAUAAAGCCAGCUGAAUCAUUAGCUCAGCUACUGCUCUUCCACUUGAAUUCUAAAUCUGCCUUGCAGAGGAUUAGUGUUGCAUUAGUAAUCUGUGAGUGGGCAGCCUUGCAAAAGGAGUGUAGAACUGUGGCCAUUUGUGUGCAACCUCGUUUACUUGGGGUCCUUUCUGAACAUCUCUAUUACGAUGAAAUUGCUGUUCCUUUUACACGAAUGCAGAAUGAAUGUAAACAACUCAUCUCAUUGUUGUCUGAUGCACACAUUGACAUUGGAAACAGAGUAAACUGCAGUGUAUUUACAAUAGAUCAAGCUAAUGAGCUGGUUACUUCUGUUUUCAAUGAAGUGACGUCAUCCUUUACUUUGAAUCCUAAAAUUCUGCAACAGUUGGACAGUAAACGACAACAAGUCCAAAUUACUGUUACAGAAACAAAUCAAGAAUGGCAAGUGUUGCAUCUGCGAGUCCAUACGUUUGCUGCAUGUGCAAUUGUGAACUUGCAGCAGCUUCCAGAAAAACUAAAUCCUGUUAUAAAACCCUUAAUGGAAGCUAUAAAAAAAGAGGAAAAUACACUUGUACAAAACUAUGUGGCUUCGUGUAUAGCAAAAUUACUUCAGCAGUGUACAACAAGGUCUCCUUGUCCCAACUCAAAGAUUAUAAAAAAUCUCUGCAACUCUCUCUGUGUGGAUCCACAUCUUACCCCACUGGCAACAUGUCCUGCACAGCCUCAGACUAGCCAUGAAAACUCAAAAGGUUCAAACUCUGAUAAAGAUGGGAUGCAUCAUAUGGUUACCAAGCACAGGGGAAUAAUUACACUGUACAGACAUCAGAAAGCUGCUUUUGCCAUCACAAGUCGGCGAGGUCCUACUCCAAAAGCUCCAAAAGCACCAAUUGCAGAUCUCCCCACUGGCAGUAGUGGAAGCAUUUCUACAGAGCUUGAUGAGGCUCAGAAACCUUACGUUGUACAGAGAAGAGGAGCUGAAUUUGCCUUAUCUACUAUAGCUAAACAUUUUGGUGCUGAAAUGGCAACAGGAUUGCCACAUCUCUGGGAUGCUAUGGUUGGUUCAUUAAGGAACAACAUUCACAUAAAUAAUUUUGACCGAAAGUCCUUACUGGAAAAAGGAGAUGCUCCUGCCCAGGAACUAGUAAAUUCUUUACAGGUUUUUGAAACCACAGCAGCUUCGAUGGAUACUCAGCUACAUCCUCUGUUAAUACAGCAUUUGCCUCAUCUUUAUAUGUGCCUUCAACAUCCCAGCACUGCAGUGAGACACAUGGCUGCUCGUUGUGUAGGUGUCAUGAGCAAGAUAGCUACCAUAGAAACAAUGAAUAUCUUUCUAGAGAAAGUUCUACCGUGGUUGGGAGCAAUAGAUGACAACACCAAACAAGAAGGUGCAAUUGAAGCACUUGCAUGUAUCCUUGCUUGA
This is a messenger RNA of Antrostomus carolinensis (chuck-will's-widow), 3254 nucleotides long. RefSeq names its product B-TFIID TATA-box binding protein associated factor 1 (gene BTAF1). Lineage: Eukaryota; Metazoa; Chordata; Aves; Caprimulgiformes; Caprimulgidae. The transcript has 21 exons. The annotation marks the transcript as partial. Gene Ontology annotation, molecular function: TBP-class protein binding; DNA binding; ATP hydrolysis activity. The record is from RefSeq and is a predicted model, not a curated record.